UCAUUCUUGACGCUGGAAUGGGUGAACCCUAAUGUUUCAGAAUCUGGGACCUACCUGUGUAAGGCUAAUGCUUUUAACCAAGCAGAUGAUAUUCUUGUUAUCAAUGAAAGUAAAGAUGUCACCUUUACACAACAAUCAGUAAGCAGUUUAUCGAAUAGACUUCUAGAGCUAGAGAAUGAGAUGAACAAUAUACUACAGAAACCGGAGAAUGACUUCAAUAACCUUACGGCUCAAUCAACUCAAACUAAAAAUAAACUUCAGAAACUGGAGAAUGACUUGAAUAACAUUACGGAUCAAUUAACUCAAACUGAAAAUAAACUACAGAAAAUGGAGAAUGACUUCAAUAACCUUACGGCUCAAUCAAAUCAAACUAACAAUACACUACGUAGAAUGGAGAAUGACUUCAAUAACCUUACGGCACAAUCAACUCAAACUAAUAAUACACUACGUAGAAUGCAGAAUGACUUUAAUAACCUUACGGCUCAAUCAAAUCAAACUAAAAAUAAACUUCAGAAACUGGAGAAUGACUUCAAUAACCUUACGGCUCAAUCAACUCAAACUGAAAAUAAACUACAGAAACUGGAGAAUGACUUCAAAAAUCUUACGGAUCAAUCAACUCAAAAUGAAAAUGAACUACAGAAACUGGAGAAUGACUUCAAAAAUCUUACGGCUCAAUCAACGCGAACUGAAAAUAAACUUCAGAAACUGGAGACGAAGCUGAGUGCUUUGGAAUCAACAAUUUUCAAGACAUCCACAGUUGUUAACGGUCGUCAGUAUCACUUGUCCCUGUAUGAACCUAACUCGGCAGUCAAUGCAGAAAUGGCGUGUGAAGCCCUGGGUGGCUACUUGGCCGAGGUGGAUGAUAAGAAUGAAUAUGAUGUUCUCAAAACGUUGAUAGGAAUGCCUUCAGCCCACGGCAUAUCUUUUCUGCUCGGUGGAACAGAUGAGGGGCACGAAGGUCGUUGGGUAAACCGCCACAGUGGAACACCUUUGGGUUACACGUCAUGGAUGCAAGGCAACCCGGAUAACAAUUUAUUUAAUGGCGUAAGAGAAAACUGCCAAGCCAUGGUGCAUUUUGACUCAGUAUAUGAUUUCGUUAUGAAUGAUGUCACUUGUUUUAAUUCAAAUGCUGGAAUGACUAAAUUGUACUUCAUUUGUGAAGUACCGAUAUAA
Messenger RNA from Lymnaea stagnalis (great pond snail), 1173 nucleotides. The record is from the annotation of a GenBank genome assembly. Lineage: Eukaryota; Metazoa; Mollusca; Gastropoda; Lymnaeidae.